Lepus europaeus (European hare) is the source of this 3126-nucleotide messenger RNA. Its product is annotated as A disintegrin and metalloproteinase with thrombospondin motifs 16-like. Gene Ontology annotation, biological process: proteolysis. Gene Ontology annotation, molecular function: metalloendopeptidase activity. The transcript has 9 exons. Lineage: Eukaryota; Metazoa; Chordata; Mammalia; Lagomorpha; Leporidae. The coding region runs from base 1 to 1242 and encodes 413 amino acids. The record is from RefSeq and is a predicted model, not a curated record.
AUGCGGAGCCGGGGCUGUGCUGCGCUCUGGGUGCUGCUGCUGGCGCAGGUGGGUGUGCAGGCACCUGCGUGCGCCCUGGGACCCGCAGCAGCAGCGCCUGGGAACCCGAGCGUCCCGCACCCUGCUCCUCCCUCGGAGCCCCGGGGCUGGGCGGAAGAGGGCGAGUAUGACCUGGUGUCUGCCUAUGAGGUGGACCACACGGGAGACUACGUGUCUCAUGAGGUCACGCACGGCCAGCGGCGGCGGAGGGCGGUGCCUCCGGGAGGUGGCGACUCUCUGCACCUUCGGCUGAAAGGCUUUGGGCACGAUUUCCACUUGGACUUGAGGGCGUCCAGCAAUCUGGUGGCUCCUGGAUUUAUCGUGCAGACGUUCGGGAAGGGAGGCACCAAGUCAGUGCAGAGCUUCUCACCUGAAGACUUCUGCUUCUAUCAAGGCUCCUUACGCUCCCACAGGAAUUCCUCCGUGGCCCUGUCCACCUGCCAUGGUUUGGUGUCGGCUUUAUUCAAGGAUGGUACAAUAGGAGGAAACAUCAACAUUGCAAUUGUAGGUCUGAUUCUCCUAGAGGAUGAACAGCCAGGACUGGUGAUAAGUCAUCAUGCCGACCACACCUUAAGCAGCUUCUGCCAGUGGCAGUCUGGAUUGAUGGGGAAAGACGGGACUCGCCAUGACCAUGCCAUCCUGCUGACUGGCUUGGACAUAUGUUCCUGGAAGAACGAGCCCUGCGACACUUUGGGAUUCGCACCCAUAAGUGGAAUGUGUAGUAAAUAUCGCAGCUGUACCAUCAAUGAAGAUACAGGUCUUGGACUGGCUUUCACCAUCGCCCACGAGUCUGGACACAACUUUGGCAUGGUCCAUGAUGGAGAAGGGAACGUGUGCAAAAAGUCUGAGGGCAACAUCAUGUCCCCUACAUUGGCAGGACGCAACGGGGUCUUCUCCUGGUCACCCUGCAGCCGCCAGUACCUGCACAAAUUUUUAAGCACGGCUCAAGCUGUGUGUCUUGCUGACCAGCCAAAGCCCGUGAAGGAGUACAAGUACCCUGAGAAGCUGCCGGGGGAGUUAUACGAUGCAAACACACAGUGCAAGUGGCAGUUCGGAGAGAAAGCCAAGCUCUGCAUGCUGGAUUUUAAAAAGCAUCCUAAUCAGGACAUGGCUCCUUCCAUAAAGCCAGGAAGCACCCACUUCCAUGCCAGCGCUUGCCCACCACAGACAGAAGCCACCAUUUCAGCAUUCCUGUCAUCCUAGGGCCACUUUGCCUCGUCUUGAACUCCAUGAUUACCUGGUUUCGUGUAUUAGAGGUGAAGUGUAUAGUAUUUCACGAUUAAGUUUGAUAGUAGCUCUUGGUUUACACAGAUACCCUUUGCCAAACUUAGGAAGUUCCUUUCUAAUACUAGUUUUCUGAAGUAUUUUGUGGCAAAACACUGUUGACUUUUGUCAAUUUUUUGGAUAUAGUUUUAUUGUUUUCUCCUUUAUUAUGUCAGUGUGAUGAACCAUGUUGAUUGACUUUUAUCUUGUUUUUCAUUGGUUUUUGAAUGUUAAGCCUGUAUCUCUGGGAUAACUCCACUGGGCCAUGAACUCUUUCUUAUUGUCGUAUUUUGCUCAUUUGAUGUAUAAAUAUUUGUUCUGGAUGUGAGCAUCUGUGUUCUUGAGUCAUAAUCAUUUAGAAAUCUUGUUCUCUUGUAAUUUCUUUUCAAGACUUGCUAUCAGCAUUCUGUUGACCUCAUGAAUGUUCUCUGCUGUUUUGCCUUUUUGUUUUUUUUUUUUAAAGAUUUAUUUAUUUGUUUGAAAGUCAGAGUUACACAGAGAGAGGAGAGGCAAAGAGAGAGGGAGAGAGGGAAAAAGGUCUUCCAUCUGCUGGUUCACUCCCCAGUUGACUACAACAGCCAGAGCUGCACCCAUCCAAAGCCAGGAACCAAGGAGCUUCUAACAGGUCUCCCACAUGAGUGCAGGGGCCCAAGGACUUGGGCCAUCUUCUACUGAUCUCCCAGGCCACAGCAGAGAGCGGUUCAAAUGUGGAGCAGCCAGGACUCAAACCAGUGCCCAUAUGGGAUGCUGGCACUGCAGGCAGUGGCUUUAAUGCUACGCCACAGCACUGGCCCCUGUGCCUUUUUGAAGAGGUGACAGACAAUUGGGGUUGUAUCUGCAUGAAAUGUUUGUUAGCAUUCACAAAUGGCUGCUGUCUGCAGGAAGUUUGUUGUUUUUUCAAAGAAAUGUAUAUCCUAGAUUUAUUCUUCCCCAAAGAAACCAUUGAUUUAAUGAGUACAAAUUUCAUAAGUACAACUUUAGAAAUAUAGUGAUUCAUAGCUGCCCUCCUGCUCUCACUCCCACCCCACCACCUCCUCCCUCUCCCAUUCCCACUCCCAUUCUCCAUUAAUAAAAAAAAAAAAAACUGUUCCUCAACAGUCAAGAGUUGUUCAAGUCAUUGCUUCUAAAAGUGUCAAUUUCACUUCUACAGAUUUCCUUUUAGGUGCUCUAUUAUCUCAGAUCAAGGAGAACAUAUAGUAUUCAUCCCUUUGGGACUGGCUUAUUUCAAUAAGUAUGACGUUUUCUGGAUGCAUCCAUUUUGUAGCAAAUGACUGGAUUUCUUUUUUUUGUUUGUUUGUUUUUGUUUUUACUGUUGUGUAGUAUUCCAUAGAGUACAUAUCCCAUAAUUUCUAUAUCCAGUCUUCAGUUGAUGGGCAUUUAGGUUGAUUCCAUCUCUUAGCUAUUGUAAAUUGAGCUGCAAUAAACAUGGAGGUGCAGAUAACUCUUUUACUUGCUGAUUUCAUUUCCCUUGGGUAAAUUCCCAUGAGUGGGAUGGCUGGGUCAAAUGGUUGGUCUAUAUUCAGAUAUCUGAUAUAUCUCUAAACUGAUUUCCAUAGUCAUUUACCAGUUUACCUUCCAACCAACAGUGGAUUAGGGUACCUUUUUCCCCACAUCCUCGCCAGCAUUUGUUGUUUAUUGGUUUCUGUAUGAAAGCCAUUCUAACUGGGGUGAGGUGAAACCUCAUUUUGGUUUGAUUUGCAUUUCCCAGAUGGCUAGUGAUUUUGAGCAUUUUUUCAUGUGUCUGUUGGCCAUUUGGAUUUCCUCUUUUGAAAAAUGUCUGUUUAAGUCCUUGGCCCAUUUCUUAACUGGGUUGUUUGCUUUGUU